AUGGCGACACCGCGAAGGCAUGGGUGCAUGCUCUGCGCGGAGGUGGUCAUGUGUAUAUUCCUCGUCAUAGCACCGUUGAGCACGGCGAUUGGUGUCAACUAUGGCACCAAGGGUGACAACCUUCCGUCACCGGCCAAGGUUGCGGCAUUCCUCGUGACCCGCACAAACAUUGACCGUGUAAAGCUGUUUGACACCAACCCGGACAUUGUUCGGGCCUUCGCCGGCACGGGCAUCUCAGUAAUGGUCACAGCAGGCAACGGCGACAUCCCUGGCCUCGCCACCCAGACCGGCGCCGACUCAUGGGUCGCUACCAACAUCGCGCCAUACUACCCUGCGACAGAUAUAUCUCUCGUCGCCGUGGGCAACGAGAUCAUGGACACGGCCGACAAGAAUCUCAUCGGCAACCUCGUCCCCGCUAUGCAGACACUCAAGGCCGCGCUCGUCACGGCUGGCUACGGCAAAAUUCGUGUUUCCACGCCAAGCUCACUCGGCAUCCUGGUUGACGCCCAGCCGCCGUCCGCGGCUCGGUUUCGCGAUGUCUGGGAUGUUGCCAUCUUCACGCCGAUGCUCCAAUUUCUCCGGAAGACCAAGUCCCCACUCAUCGUGAACACGUACCCGUACUUUGGGUACAACGGUGACACGCUACCGUACGCGCUGGCGCGGCCGAACCCUGGCGUGCUAGACACGGGUACGGGCAUCACAUACACGAGCAUGCUUGAGGCACAGCUUGACUCGGUGUACUCUGCAAUGAAGAAACUUGGGUUUGAGGACGUGGAGAUCCUGGUGGGGGAGACCGGGUGGCCGACUAAGGCGAUGGACGGGCAGAUAGGCGUGAGCCCGGCCGAGGCGGCGGAGUACAACAAAUAUCUCAUCGGUGAGGUUAGCUCCGGGUCAGGCACACCGCUCAUGCCAAAGCGGAAGUUCGAGACGUACAUAUUCGCGCUCUUCAACGAGGACCUCAAGCCCGGGCCCGUGGCCGAGCGCAAUUUCGGGAUGUUCCAGCCAGACUUCACGCCGAUGUAUGACAUUGGCAUCAUGAAAGAUCCGGUCAAAACGGCACCGCCUAUGGCCGCCACAGCUCAUGCCUUGGAGGCCGCGGGGCCUACAGAGGCGAACGGCUCGAACAGCGCCAAGGCGUCCGCGCCGGCAGGCAACAAAUCCUCGACCAAUGACAGGACGCCGGAGGAAGUGGAAGGACUGGAUACUCCGUCAUCGGCGAAGGGCGAGCCGUCAGAAUUGGACUCGUCGGAGGCAGCAGCCAAGGGUGGUGACGGCGAAGAAGAAAACAGUGAGAAAACCAAACCCAAAGAAGAGAGUGCAACGCCGCCGGCGGCCGGAGCUGCUUCAGAAGCCACCAACUUUCUUUUUCCGAUCCCUUGCAUACUUGCAGUUGCGCUCUGUCUAACUGUCCAUGUCUAAUCUUCCGUCUCUACACUUUAGCUGGACACAUGUAAUUACACCAAUUAAGAACGGUGCUAGGCAGAAGCACUUUACGGAAGACGACGAAAAAUUACCCUCA
This is a messenger RNA of Aegilops tauschii subsp. strangulata, 1519 nucleotides long. RefSeq names its product glucan endo-1,3-beta-glucosidase-like. Lineage: Eukaryota; Viridiplantae; Streptophyta; Magnoliopsida; Poales; Poaceae. Gene Ontology annotation, molecular function: hydrolase activity, hydrolyzing O-glycosyl compounds. Gene Ontology annotation, biological process: carbohydrate metabolic process. The record is from RefSeq and is a predicted model, not a curated record.